AGACUUGUCGGGACCAUAAAUGGACACGUCCUGCAAUCGUAGCUGCGCUGUUGCAUAGCUGGAAGUGUCGCGGGACGUGUUACCAAGCUUGUCCGCUUGUGCAUGUCCAAUCCGCGGGCUCAUGUUUCAGACAGUCACGCGCAGCCUGUCACUUGGUGGUCGCCACCGCUUUUUUCUUUACGUCGCGCUCCUGCUCUUCCUCCCCACUGCCCAGGCCUUGUUGUAAAGCCCUGCUGAGGAGGGUGUUUUGAUUCUAGUGGUGGUUGGAGUGUCUCUCUUCAGCAGCCAUGUCGGGCUUCAAUCUUCUCCAUCUAAUAAGCAAGAGUCAGCCUGUGACUCUGAGGUCCUGCAGUCUUCCCUCAGGAGCUGCUCGAUCCAAGAAAACAUGGCCGGUGACCUUCUCUCAGGAGGAGAUGAAGAAACGUCUCACGCCCAUGCAGUAUCAUGUGACCCAGGAACGAGGAACAGAGAGUGCCUUCACCGGAGAGUUUACGGACCAUAAGGAAGAGGGAACCUACAUGUGUGUAGUCUGCGGUGCACCAUUGUUCAGUUCAAAAACCAAAUUUGACUCAGGAUCAGGUUGGCCUUCCUUUUAUGACCUUCUGAAACAGGAGUCCAUUGAUGUGUCAGAUGAUUUCUCCUAUGGGAUGCACAGAGUGGAGACCACCUGUGGCCAGUGCGGGGCCCAUCUUGGACACCUGUUUGAUGACGGUCCAAAGCCCAGCGGAAAACGUUACUGCAUCAACUCUGCCUCGCUGUCUUUCCAACCCAAAGAUGCGGAUGGGGCCUCUGGGUCCGCCUCCACAGGGGCCGCCGCAGAGUCCUCGAUAUCUGAGGAAAGGACGGAACUCUAAGAACCCAGCAAAGCUCCAGAUCUAGUGUGUGUUUGAGUCAACGGUUCCACCAACUUAUUAUAGUUAAAUCUAUUCACAAUUUUGAGCUAUAUUGGUCAACGCAAGGCACACAAAAUCUUUUCACAUUCAAAUAAGACUGACCAAAACUAUAACACUCAUGUUCACCAAUAGGAAAUGUACUCACAGAUGGAUGAUGUCCUCUUUCAUAGAAACACACACUUGUUUAUUUUGAAUAUACUAGUCUAUUUUGCAUGUACCUUUGAUGAUAUUUCACACUUUUAAGGUGCGAUUAAGGGUCUCAGGCAGAGGCAGAGCAUUUGGAUUGUGUUUGAUGUGGACUCUAUUUUGUAUUUUAUUCAAAAAAGGGAUUUAUUCUUAGAAUUAUUUUUUUGCACAGCUUGAAGUGCCACAUUCAAUUGAUGAAUAAAACUACAAAAUAAUA
Messenger RNA from Hippocampus zosterae (dwarf seahorse), 1296 nucleotides. It is a transcript of the gene msrb3, whose product is annotated as methionine sulfoxide reductase B3. Gene Ontology annotation, cellular component: cytoplasm. Lineage: Eukaryota; Metazoa; Chordata; Actinopteri; Syngnathiformes; Syngnathidae. The transcript is spliced from 7 exons. Bases 288 to 854 code for a protein of 188 amino acids. Gene Ontology annotation, molecular function: peptide-methionine (R)-S-oxide reductase activity. The record is from RefSeq and is a predicted model, not a curated record. Gene Ontology annotation, biological process: protein repair; response to oxidative stress.